Molecule: messenger RNA, 3123 nt
Organism: Kogia breviceps (pygmy sperm whale)
Lineage: Eukaryota; Metazoa; Chordata; Mammalia; Artiodactyla; Physeteridae
Gene: KLHL14
Product: kelch like family member 14
Cellular component (GO): endoplasmic reticulum; cytoplasm; neuron projection
Molecular function (GO): protein binding
Source: RefSeq, a predicted model, not a curated record
AUGUCCAGAUCCGGGGACCGGACCUCCACCUUCGACCCCAGCCACAGCGACAACCUGCUGCACGGCCUCAAUCUGCUGUGGAGGAAGCAGCUGUUUUGCGACGUGACCCUGACGGCCCAGGGCCAGCAGUUCCACUGCCACAAGGCCGUGCUGGCUUCCUGCUCGCAGUACUUCCGAUCGCUUUUCUCCAGUCACCCCCCUCUCGGUGGAGGGCUCGGCGGCCAGGACGGUCUGGGGCCCCCCAAGGACCAGCAGCCGCCGCAGCAACAGCCGCCACCGCCGCAGGAGGAGCCGGGGACUCCUUCCUCCUCCCCCGACGACAAGCUGCUGACCAGUCCUCGGGCCAUCAACAACCUGGUGCUCCAGGGCUGCUCGUCCAUCGGGCUGCGCCUGGUGCUCGAGUACCUCUACACGGCCAACGUGACCCUCUCCCUGGACACGGUGGAGGAGGUGCUGUCGGUCAGCAAGAUCUUGCACAUCCCCCAGGUCACCAAGCUCUGCGUGCAGUUCCUCAACGACCAGAUCUCGGUGCAGAACUACAAGCAAGUGUGCAAGAUCGCCGCACUGCACGGCCUGGAGGAGACCAAGAAGCUGGCCAACAAGUACCUGGUGGAGGAUGUGCUGCUGCUCAACUUCGAGGAGAUGCGCGCCCUGCUGGACUCGCUGCCGCCCCCCGUGGAGUCGGAGCUGGCGCUCUUCCAGAUGUCCGUGCUGUGGCUGGAGCACGACCGCGAGACCCGCAUGCAGUACGCGCCCGACCUCAUGAAGCGCCUCCGCUUCGCGCUCAUCCCGGCCCCCGAGCUGGUGGAGCGGGUCCAGUCAGUGGAUUUCAUGCGCACCGACCCGGUCUGCCAGAAGCUGCUGCUGGACGCCAUGAACUAUCACCUGAUGCCCUUCAGGCAGCACUGCAGGCAGAGCCUGGCCAGCAGAAUUCGCUCGAACAAGAAAAUGCUGUUGUUGGUUGGUGGAUUGCCUCCUGGGCCCGACCGGCUCCCCAGCAAUUUGGUUCAGUACUAUGAUGAUGAAAAGAAGACGUGGAAAAUCCUCACAAUUAUGCCAUACAACAGUGCCCAUCACUGCGUUGUGGAGGUGGAAAACUUCCUGUUUGUGUUGGGCGGAGAGGACCAAUGGAACCCUAAUGGAAAACACAGUACAAAUUUUGUCAGCAGAUAUGAUCCCCGAUUUAAUAGCUGGAUACAACUUCCGCCCAUGCAAGAAAGAAGAGCCAGUUUCUAUGCAUGUCGGUUGGACAAACAUUUAUACGUUAUUGGUGGACGGAAUGAAACUGGCUACUUGUCCAGCGUGGAGUGCUAUAACCUAGAAACAAAUGAAUGGCGUUAUGUGUCCCCUUUGCCACAGCCUCUGGCAGCUCACGCGGGAGCAGUGCACAAUGGGAAAAUAUACAUUUCAGGGGGUGUACACAAUGGAGAAUAUGUCCCAUGGCUAUAUUGCUAUGACCCCGUCAUGGAUGUCUGGGCUCGAAAACAAGAUAUGAACACAAAACGCGCCAUCCACACUUUGGCUGUAAUGAAUGAUCGCUUGUAUGCAAUUGGAGGAAACCAUUUGAAAGGUUUCUCCCACCUCGAUGUAAUGCUCGUGGAAUGCUAUGACCCAAAAGGUGACCAGUGGAAUAUUCUCCAGACUCCCAUUUUGGAGGGUCGCAGUGGUCCUGGCUGUGCAGUGCUAGAUGACAGCAUUUACCUUGUGGGAGGCUACAGCUGGAGUAUGGGAGCCUACAAGUCAUCUACAAUAUGCUAUUGUCCAGAAAAAGGCAGCUGGACAGAACUUGAAGGAGACGUAGCAGAACCACUGGCAGGUCCAGCCUGUGCAACAGUUAUCCUGCCUGCCUGCGUACCUUACAACAAAUAACACCAGGAAACCCUGGAAUGAACAGUAUCACAUUCUAGGAAGCAAUGACAGGUGACAUCCCUAUUACAAUAGGAAAUACAUCCUAAUGGUACAACUGCCGAAACUCCAUUCUUGGUUUCUGAUGAUUUACAAGAAGCUACAAAAGAAAAAGACCUGUCCUUGAACAGGUACUCUUGUCUGUAACUCGGAUUACACCGAACUUCCUGUGGUGACAGACUCUUCCAUUUCAGACUGGUUUUAACUUGUCCCAGCUUUACAAAAACUCCUCACAUGGAUCUCAACUUUCAAAAGGAGAAAGAUAAAAUACAGGAGAGUGCCCCCCAGAGAGACUUAAGAUCAGUAUUGUGCAUUGUAGUCUACCUGCAUGUGAUCUAUGUUGAAGUUUUGGGGAUAUUGUGUUCAUGAAUGAUUCAAGAUUUGACCCACCAAAAUACUCACACUGCAUUACAGAAAUUGCCACUUGAUUCUAUAUUCCUAACCUGUGGCUACUUCACAGAUUCCGUAGGCAACACAGUUAUAGAAAAUCAUAUAAGAUUAAAGAGGAACAUUUUUGUUUCCAUAUAACUUCAUUUCAUAUACCUUCUGCCUCUUACAGCACCUCGUGGGAAUGUAGAAGAGAAAGAUAUUGGCUCCUGUAGCAAUUGCUUUCUGCCCUGUAGGUUCCAGGCUAGCCAGAGUCAUAAUUUCUGUGUCCUCAAUUUUAUCCAAAAGAUUAAGACAAAAUACGCUGUGUCACUAUUCAGUUUAUAGAGGCUCACGCUUUCUCAUUUGGAGCAGCAUAUAAGUCAUGAAUACACCUGGUCUUUGCUUCAAAAAUAUAGGACUGACAAAGACAGUCAUGCAAUAUUGAAUACUCUGUGAAUAGCACAUCUGACCCAAACUUAACCCCUAAUGAAAACUGAGAGAUUGCUUUCAGAAAUUCAGGGACGAAAAGACAGAUUUCUCUUAAAACCUGUCCCCUUUUCUCUCUGUCCCUAAAACACACAACUUGAAGAGCCUCAGGAGCAAACCGUAGCUCCUAACAAAAUACCUCCCCCUCGGCUCUAAAAAAAGCUCUAGAUGUGGCUCUAGAAAAGCCCAUGACGGACCCUCCUUCUUCCCCCAACUCAUUACAUUUCUUUGUUAUCACCAGAGAUGCCUGGGCUCAGUUAAGCGAGCAAUAGCUAGCUGUCUUGAGAAGCAUGAGGAAUUUAGGAGCAGAAGGUCAGGAGAGCAUGAGACAGUGGCAGUGCGGCCCAUCAAAAGAGAAAAACU